Molecule: messenger RNA, 495 nt
Organism: Paraglomus occultum
Lineage: Eukaryota; Fungi; Glomeromycota; Glomeromycetes; Paraglomerales; Paraglomeraceae
Source: the annotation of a GenBank genome assembly
AUGUGGGGAAUCACAGCCAUAACAAAGAUUGUGCUUUUUGCGAUUGUAGACGAGCCCCGCGAAACGGGGACAGGGCAGUAUUACUUGUUGGAUAACGUGGCCCAUCGUCGACAGAUAUUCAACAUAUUGUUUGCAGUCGUAAGCAUCAUUUGGUAUGGUUACAUGUCACAUGUAGCAAUAUCACAUUUACGCGAAAGGGGAUUACUGACCACGGGCCAUGUCUACGGACCAACUAACGACCAUGCUGUGAAAUUGAGGAGAUUGUUACAUGUCAGCAUGGAAUAUGCGAUAAUAGGAAUGGUAGUGACUACAUUUGCUAGGGUUAUGAGGGCCCUAUUACCGGACGGUACAGCGAGUGUAUUCUUCUUUGCUAUUGCUAUUAGUGUGGAAUUGACCAUGGUUCCAAUGAUGAUUAAAUUAUCUAAAGAACAAUUGAAACAUGGGUUGAAGAACAAUAACAAGCUUAACGAUGUCGAAGAUGUAUACAAGGAAUAA